ACGGUGUAUAGUGAAUGCCACGAGGGGACUUGGAAUUCUUGGCACGAAUGGGGAGAGCUGGCAGCAGAUGCUGCUGCGUGUAGCGUUUUCCCUAGUAAGAAAGGGAUCGAAGCGCCGGGACAUUCAGCAAAGAGUCUGACGCGGAAGCAAGCAAACCCUGGGGACGGGGAAAACGACUGCAAAGGCGAGAGGGAGCGCCUGAGUUCCCGCUUUUUAUUUCAAGGGCCCGAAUCCGCCCAGCUCCAGAAAGACUCGGAAUCUCGCCGGCUGGCCACGGUCUCCUCCCUAGUCCAAAAAGUUUCCAGGCAGGGUGACCGACCGCUGGGUCUCUUCCUGCUGCCGCCUCCCCACUCCCUGGGCCGCGGGAGGCUAGUUUGCUUGCUAUGGGCACUGAGUCACAAUCCUCCUCCUUCACGUGAUGUCAUACCCUAUGGGGGAGAGGAUAAAGAGGGCAGACAAAGCUGUCCCCUAGAAGACUCAGGGGUUAGGGUUAGGGGUGGGGGCACCUGAUUUGGUGUCACUAUGAAGUAGGAGGUGAGAGGAGCACCCUCAUCUGGGCCAGGACUCAGGCAGUCUCUGCAGCCUUCUCUCCUCUAUCCCAGCCCCCUUGCUUUGGGGGUGGGAGGGUAGUGUUUUUGUUUUGUUUUUACAUGCAGUGUGGUGGUUUAUAUCCUGCCCCUUGCUUCCCAGCCCUCUCUCUAAACUAGUGGGUUCAGCAUGGUGGCAGCAACACGGCCUCGCGCUGUAUACAGCCUGACAGAUUCGACCCCGGCCCGGACCAUUUGGGUGUACCGGAAUGGUGAUCCCUUCUACUUGGGAAGGAAGUUUGUGAUCAACCAUCGCUAUGUACCCAACUUCGAAGCCUUCAUGAUACAGCUGAAUGAGGGUGUGCAGACACCUUUUGGGGUGCGGAACCUGUACACGCCUCGACAAGGGCAUUCUGUUCUGGAACUGACUGACCUGCAGCAGGGAGGCAGAUAUGUGGUCGCCGGGAGGGAAAGGUUUAGGAAACUAAAUUACUUCAAUAUAGGGGCAAAGAAACCUCAAGGAAGGAAAAGGGAUGAGGCGAUUCGGCCUGUAGUCCAUAGUAAUAUACAAGUCCCUUCCAAAUUUCAGUCAUUCUAUAAUAAGCCACGCAAUAUUCACGUUUUCACAAAUGGAGAUACAUUAAUUCAACCCAUGAAAAUCCUCAUACCCAAGUUUACAAUGAAAAGUUGGAAUGGUGUCCUUGGCCUGAUAAAUGAAAAAGUCUUUCCUCGCUCUGGGGGUAUUCAAAGGUUGUACACUUUAAAUGGUCAUUCUGUACGUGGCCCUAAUGAAUUAGAAGAUAACCAAUAUUAUGUUGGAUGUGGUAGAGAAAGAUUUCAAGCUUUGCCAUACUGGAAGAAUCCUAAAGUUCCUGAGGAUGUUCGGCGGAGUUAUUCUGACUCAACUGCACUUCUACAGAAGUCCCCCGCCAAAAAGAAGCAAGGCCACGUGGGAUCCUCACCAUAUAUUCAGUCUCCCAUACAGCCACCAAAACAAAGAGAAAGAGAGACAGAAAGAGAAAGAGGAGGAGGAGGAGGAGGAGGAGGAGGAGGAGGAGGAGGAGGAGAUAGGCCUUCAAUUUAUUUUGCAAGAUCCAAGAAGGCAAGUCCUGAAAGGGCUCCUACAACACUGUCAUCUGAUGAUGGACAUAGUGUCUAUAAAGCUGGUAAGCACCGAAGUGAAUUUGAAGGGGCUAAAGAUAUACCAGACGAUAAAGAUGUGCAAGUGGACCUACCUAUUGAGCAGGCUCCAGCUGAGGUUGUCCAUGAUGAGGAUGUAUAUUCCAAUGUUGAGCAUUUAGAAGAAAAGCUUGAGGAAGAUUUUGCUAGUGUGAAAUCUGAAGUGAAGAAGGAGAAAAAAAAAGGCGUUUUCAAAAAAAUGUUUGGAUUCUUUUUCAGUAAAUCAAAGAAGAAAGAUGGGCGAGAGGUAGCAGUUGGUGUAGCUACAGCCACAUCAUCAAGUAAUAGCAGUGCCAGUAAUAUUAAUGCAGCUGCUCCACAACAAUCGUCUGCUACUAAAGUGUCCAAACAUGUGCCUACAAAGAAUGCCAGUAAUAUCAGUGCAGCCCCUCCACUACAAUCCUCUGUUACUGAAGUACCCCAAACUAUGUCUACAAAGAAUGACAGUGAGGAAACUGAGGGAGGCAUGGAUGGCAUUGAUUCACUAGAGACAAAGGGAGAGGAUGCACCACCAGAUUUGGUAUCCAAGAACAAGAUAGGGCAUACUGAUGAACAAGAGAAUGCUCUAGACUCUACCUACAACACACCGCAACCUGAGCUGAUGCAGAAGAUAAGUGAAGACCUAAAUGUGGCUGGGCAGGAUGGUGAGUCAUCAUGUGCUAAGUUGUUCAGGAUAUUGUGCCGUGCUGUAUGUAGGAGAACAUAUGAGAUACCACUGGUGUUGUGUGUCCUUAAUUGCUAUAGAGAGACUAGAAGCAUCAUAGUUGCUUUGCAGUUGUGUGGAAUAAUUUGGAACUAGGAUUUUUUGUACAGGCAGCAUGCAGUGGGCACUAGCACUGUAAGUUGUGGUUUGCUGCACUAAGCUACUGGUGUAAGGUGAUCAUGUAGUUGCUUAUGUGCAGUUGCUUAGUCUGGUCGCUUAUGUGUGAGAUUGGAAACCAUGUAACAGGGCAGUGUGCAUCUCUCAUAUCUUCUGCCCAUCUUUUAUCCCUUACAGUUCAGAUAAUAAAAGCAGGAUUCCAUCCUUUGCACAAGGACUGACAUCUCAUGGAUAAUAUGGCAUAUCAGGAUUGACAUGGAUAACUGAGAUGGGCCUCAAUUUAUUGUGGCAGGGAAUGCUGGGAGUUGUAGUUGCAACAUCUGGCAGACCCCACAUUAAGAACCAUUGGUCUAGGCAAUCAAACAGCUGUUAUCUCAUUGAAACCUGAUACUUUUGGUCCCAUUUGAGCAAUAAUGUUAGGAACAUAGGAAGCUGCCAUAUACUGAGUCAGACCAUAGGUCCAUCUAGGUCAGUAUUGUCUUCACAGAAUGGCAGUGGCUUCUUCAAGGUUGCAGGCAGGAAUCUUGGAGAUGCCAGGGAGGGAACUUAGGACAUUCUGCUCUUCCCAGAGCGGCUCCAUCCCCUAAGGGGAAUAUCUUACUUACAUCUCUGUUUUCCAUUGUUCCCUGUGAAGUCCCCCACUCUGGAAUACCCAGGCUUCCUCUGCACGCCCACUUCUGCCCCAGUGGCCUCAGAAUUCCAAUAGAGGGAGAGGGGAGGUUGCACCACCUGGGUCCCCUUCUCCUCUCUUCCUACCGUGCCUGGUACAGAUUCACAGGGCUUGUAAGCACUUUAGCCCUCAUCUGUUUCCAAUCCCUCAUCAUUGGCCUUUCUCCCCUUAAGUAGCUUGACACAGGCCUUACAACUCUUAUUAGGGCGGGGCCCUGACUGGGACUAAUAGUGAGUUCUUGCAAGAGCCGCGAGUCCUGCCGCCUCAUCUCUGUCCCUACCCCACCCUGACAGGGCCAGAAGGGGCUAUGGCCAGCUGCCAGGGCCGGCAUGUGAACUGCCACAAUAUCAGUGGGCAAUCUAUAUGCACAAAGGAACUGUUGACAUAUUUGACCUUCAAGCAACAUCAUUUGGGACUUAUGAAUUGGAAAUUAUCUCUCUCACAACUCUUUUAAAAUUUUGUGUGUUUCAUCAUUGUAUGCAAAUUUGUUACAGGAGGUUCAACUGAUAGUUGUGUUAAAACAUUCAUAUAUUUGGUUAAUUGUAAAUGUUAUCAGAUUUAUUGUAUUGUAAUUUUAGUAAAAAAAAAACUUUUGACAUAACUUUUAUGCAGAAUUAUUCAUUCAUUCAUUCCAUUUCUAUACCGCCCAUCCAAAAAUGGCUCAGGGCAGUUAUCUUACAUGAUGUGUGUGUGAACAGAUUGUUAUACAUGGAUAUAUAUAUUUAUAUGUAUAUGGUCUGCUUCCACAAUAUCAAUGGGCGACACUGGGAAGCCUGUGCAUAGCCACGGAUGGGCCUGAUUGUCGCCAAGGACAAGUCUCUUCCCUCCCCCCUUGUCCUCGCGUUGCGACUCCCAACACUCCCUUAUUCAAUAAAUGUUUGUCUUUAUGGUUCCGCCCUUAUCCAUCUGUGCUUUUUGGAUGUUUUAGAUCUUGGCAUGUUUUAGAUCUGCCAAGCACUAUUUUAGAUCUAGACUCUGUCCACAUCUGUACAGUAUUGUAUCUAUGGGAUCUUUAGACCAAGGGCUAACCUAUGCAUUAGAUCAGGGUGAUAACAACAAAGCGAAACAAGACAGGCUUCUAGCAAAUAACAGUGGCUGACAUACAAAGCAAGAGAGCAGCCUAACAGCACUUUCCAACCAAUUGUACUGGUGCAGUGGGCAAGUGGCAAUUUUUUAUUCUUCCCUUAUCCGGGAAGCCCUGUGUGUCACUCAAAAAUAAGCCCCCGAGGGCUGCGCAGCUCUCAGGCAACUUUCCUGAGAUCCAUUUUGGAACUAUGGAAAUGUGUUUCAGUGGUCAUUUUGAUCACAGAAAUUGACUUAUACUUGUUGCAUUUAGGCCGGAGACAUACUAUAAGUCAUGGGCUCCACAUACUCUAGCACUUCUCCCAUUUCAUUGGUCUAGCCAAUCUAUUUGUUUUUCUUGUCUCAAAAUAUCUGAACACUGGGCUUUUGCCCUACUAUGUUGCUUUUUAUGGUUAGUGCUCAUGCUAGAGUGACAAGCGCAUUGGAUAUUAAUAGAUAGGAGAUGUUCACUUUAGCCCAUCAAGUUUGCUCACCAUUGGUUUUUGGGCUGAUCUUUUCUAACCAUAAUGAAAGUGCAUCCUAUUCAAAAUUUCUUUCAGUUUGUCAGUAGAGAAGGGCUUUCUCUUUGGCUAGGUUUAAUGUUAUACCAUCCAAACAUCUUGAUGGUCAUUUUAAGGCAUUGGAAGGCAUUGUGGUUAUGUUACAUGGUUAUGUCACAAGGUUAUGACCAUGUGAGUUGGACGAGAUUGAAUUCUUGGUUCAUAUAUACUUCUUUAUUGUAAAUUCUACUCAGACACAAGGGAGAAUUUGUUGUUCCUUUUGAUUAGGGCAUUGCCUGGAACAUCUGAUGAAUGCUUACUUCCUUUCUGAAUAAAAUAGGGAUAACUCUUUGGUUACAUUGUCAAUGGCAAAUUUUUAAACAGUGUGAUCAAGACCAGACCUGUCUUAGUGAGAGCUUUCUGAUAUUUGUUCUAUGGUUGUGGUUUUCUGGACUGCACAGAUGGUCAUUGGACUAAUACAGUUCUGAUGAUGCUGAUGAUGACUGUUUUUACCCAUGUUUUUGUUUUGUGUGUUUUCUGAUGGCCCUGUUAGAAAUGCACAUGCUGCUGCACACCUUACAUACUUGUCUGAUGGGUAGACUGGAACACAACUCCAGUUCUUGGUUGUGUGAGCAUGUCCUUCACACCUGCAUCAAACUGAACUGGCUCAUUCCCUACGACUACUCAUUGUCUUUGGGACAUGGGACCCCCCCGCCCCCCACUUCCCCUAUAGAACUUAACUUUUCUGACUGUCAGCCUUUCUUUCACAUUCCCAGACAUUUCUCUUGGAUUGAUAAUGAGCACAUUAUGUCUAAACACUUGAUCUGAGAUGCUAAAACAGCCCACAGUUAAUUUUAUAAUACCCAAUUCUCACUGCUAUAUUAGAACUGCUAAAUCAUGUAACAAAACCCCCCAGCUAUUUACCCUUCCUCUCACAUAUAGCUUUCAUUUCCUGGUUGAUUAGCUUUUGGUAGAUUUCCGGGUAUCGUGAAUAUAAUGCAAAAUGCA
This is a messenger RNA of Hemicordylus capensis (graceful crag lizard), 5766 nucleotides long. RefSeq names its product doublecortin domain containing 2C (gene DCDC2C). The transcript is spliced from 13 exons. The record is from RefSeq and is a predicted model, not a curated record. Lineage: Eukaryota; Metazoa; Chordata; Lepidosauria; Squamata; Cordylidae. Gene Ontology annotation, cellular component: microtubule organizing center; microtubule. Bases 718 to 2505 code for a protein of 595 amino acids. Gene Ontology annotation, biological process: intracellular signal transduction.